UGUCAUUCCAUCUCCUACGAGCAGCCGAAACCCUAGAGAGUGUGUGAGAGAGGGAGAGAGAGAUCCGCCAUGACGACUCGUUUCAAGAAGAACAGGAAGAAGAGAGGACACGUUAGCGCUGGCCAUGGUAGAAUCGGCAAACACCGAAAGCAUCCUGGUGGUCGGGGAAACGCCGGAGGUAUGCACCACCACCGGAUUCUCUUCGAUAAGUAUCACCCUGGUUAUUUUGGUAAAGUCGGUAUGCGUUAUUUCCACAAGCUUCGCAACAAGUUCUAUUGCCCGAUUGUCAACGUUGACAAGAUCUGGUCCUUGAUCCCUCAAGAAGUGAAGGAUAAGGCCUCCAAAGACAACGUUCCAUUGGUCGAUGUCACGCAAUUUGGUUAUUUCAAGGUGUUGGGCAAGGGUGUCUUGCCGGAGAAUCAGCCUAUCGUGGUGAAGGCCAAGCUUGUAUCCAAGAUCGCCGAGAAGAAGAUUAAGGAGGCUGGUGGCUCGGUGGUUCUUACAGCUUAGGUUUGAGUUUCUCUUCGUUAUAGGGAUUUUUGUUCUUGGUGAAUUUUCAUUUUUGUCUCUUUGAACUUAUUGGAGAUCUUUUUUUUCCAUAUAAUUUAAGCGUUUAUGGGUUGACAUACUAUUAUCUGAUGCUAUGUUCAAGCUUUUUUCUUACUCAAUUAGUGUCUGAUUUUUAGACUA
Molecule: messenger RNA, 690 nt
Organism: Benincasa hispida (wax gourd)
Lineage: Eukaryota; Viridiplantae; Streptophyta; Magnoliopsida; Cucurbitales; Cucurbitaceae
Product: Ribosomal protein L18e/L15 superfamily protein
Biological process (GO): translation
Cellular component (GO): ribosome; cytosolic large ribosomal subunit
Molecular function (GO): structural constituent of ribosome
Source: RefSeq, a predicted model, not a curated record